This is a messenger RNA of Anoplopoma fimbria (sablefish), 4711 nucleotides long. RefSeq names its product SUN domain-containing ossification factor-like. Gene Ontology annotation, biological process: protein folding in endoplasmic reticulum; regulation of bone remodeling. Bases 233 to 4204 code for a protein of 1323 amino acids. Lineage: Eukaryota; Metazoa; Chordata; Actinopteri; Perciformes; Anoplopomatidae. The transcript has 24 exons. The record is from RefSeq and is a predicted model, not a curated record. Gene Ontology annotation, cellular component: membrane; cytoplasm.
GGUCAGCGGAGUCACCUACUGACAAGCCUGAGCAGGUUGAGGUGUCUGUCUGUGGGUGACAGCGGGGUUUUGCGUCACACUUCAGCGGCGAAGCAGCAACCGUCAGCUUAGUACACAGGAAGCUGCGGGUGAAUUAAAACCUUACACAGCUGAAGGGAGAAGAGAGAGGAUACAUAAAAACGCCAUUUCUGAGCUACGUCACGGUGAGGAUGUCUGUCCCGGCAGGAGAGGGAUGAAGAUGACCCCACUGUUAUGGCGAGUUGUGUCAGCGUGGCUCUGUGUCGCUGUACUCUGUCGGUACCAUAGUUGUUAUGUCGGUUGCACGGAGUCGCACCAAGAGACCCAGAGGCCCGUGUCCUCACAGGACGUCGGUUCGGAGGAAGAGUCAGGGGAAAAUAGUCAUCAACACAAGAUUGAGGAAAGCUUGGUCUUACCUGCCCAGUCCUUAUCUGAAAAGGAGCAGGUGAUGGAGGAGAAUCGGCAAAUAGAGGAGCAGACGACACAAGAGGUGGACAAAGAACAAUAUAUAGAGGCCUUUGAAGUAGAGCAGCCGGAUGUAGAGGAAGAGCUGGAGGCAGACAAAGGAAUUUUACAACCUGAGCCAGAACCUGAGCAAAUCUCAGAAAACCAACAUCCUGAAGCCUCCAUCACUCUAGACCAGGACUCAGCCUCCCUGCUGCCUUCCUCCCACCCUGUCUCUGAAUUUGCUGCUGAGCUUGAAGACAACUCCAACACCCAUAAUCUUCAAGAAAUCAAGAAAAACAUCCCAGAUAGGGUUUCAGAUGUUGAAGCUGACGUAGCUGAACCUGAGGUCAUUGAAUCUGACCUGCCUCCAGCGGACUGUGAAGAAGAAGAGGAAGAAGAGAAUAACCCAUAUGACAAUAAUAGCAGUCCUCCAAUUGUUCUGGAGAACACUUCCAAUGUUCACACAGCAGGUACUAAAACCCACAGUGACCCACCUCUGACUUCUGAGACUGGUCACAGCACACAACAUCUAGAGGCCAACGCUUCAUACGUGCCAAUGGAGGAAGACCUGAGCUCCUCUGUUACCAAAGGCCCAGAUUCCAGUGUGAUCAGCAAAGACCCCGAGGACAUCCCCACUUUUGAUGAGUGGACGCGGAAGAUGAUGGAGGUCGAGAAUGAAAAGACUCAGACUACUCAUACUUCUAACAAUGGGGCUCCUCCUGUGGUGAAGAAAGUCCAGAAGAACUUCAAUAACUACGCCUCAGUGGAGUGUGGAGCCAAGAUCCUUGGCUCUAACCCAGAGGCAAAGAGCACUUCAGCCAUUUUGAAGGAGAACAUGGACUUUUACAUGCUAAACCCCUGUAGUAAUAAAAUUUGGUUCAUCAUUGAGCUCUGUGAGCCCAUCCAGGUGAAGCAGCUGGACAUCGCUAACUUUGAGCUAUUCUCUUCUACCCCAAAAGACUUUCUUGUCUCCAUCAGUGAUAGAUAUCCAACAAACAAGUGGCUAAAGCUGGGAACCUUUCACGGCCGGGAUGAACGCACAGUCCAGAGCUUCCCAUUAGAUGAGCAUCUUUAUGCUAAAUAUGUGAAGAUGUUCACCAAGUACAUAAAGGUAGAGCUGGUCUCUCACUUUGGCUCUGAACAUUUCUGUCCCCUCAGUCUCAUAAGGGUGUUUGGCACAAGCAUGGUGGAAGAGUACGAGGAGAUAGCUGAUCCCGCAGAAAGACCAGAUGAUCAGGAUGAUGACUCGGAUUAUCCUCCUGGAUAUGCACCUGGCGAAGUCAAGUUAUCCAACAAUCUGAUUGGAUCAGCAAAGGAUGUGAUUUUGAACAUGGUCAAUAACAUUGCUGUCAAUGUUCUCGGUGGACGCUCAGACAUGCAAGGUAACCUUUCAUCACAGGAAGUGAACAUGACUGAGCCGUCAGACCAACUUGAAACCAGCUCUCCAACUACCACCACAGUCCUCACUCCAGUUCCAGAAUCUGAAGUGGAAGAGAUUUUUCCAGACCCCAAUAUCCCUGAAACUGUAGCCCCGUCCUCUGCGUCAGAGAUAUCUACAGCUGAUACAAGCGAACAAGAGCUCCCCCAAGUGGAAGAAAAAAUUGUCAUUCCUUUAGGGAGGGAUGAGGAAGAACCAAUCGGCUCAACAAUCACUCUUUUGGAAAAGGAGGAGGAGUUUGAUGAAGAAAAAGAGAAAAGGGUUCAGCAUGAGCGACAUCAAGAAAUACAGACCUACUGUCCACUACUUGUUCCAUUUUCUUCCUCUUGCUCAGCUUCCCUCCAUGAGUAUCUCCAUUGGCAGUGUUCAGCCCUGCUGUACAAAAAAAGGAAAUGCCAAACUAUGAACAGAAAAGAGAUUGUUAUUCCCAUUAUAACACCCACUUGGCAUGAACCCCCGUCUCCCUCCACCUGCCCUGAACCCCAGCAGCAUGACAGUGAGGUACAUCCGCCCCAUGAACAGGAACAAGCCUCUGAACAGGAGCUGGAGAGCGAAGCCAGACUUUCAGAAACACCCCCUCCUCCAGGGAACACAGUAGAUUCUCAUAAAGAGUCCAUGUCUGAACCUCCUCUGGUGGAGCCAAGUCAAACCUCUGACCUCCCAACACCCAGUGCCGCUGACUCAUCCUCUGCCAAACCUCCCCCUAUUGUGGAGACACCACAGCUGUCUUCUGAGGAGCCAAAGCCAGAAAAGAGCCAGGAUGUGCUGGCAGAAGAGAAGCACAUUGAGCCUUCAGCCUCCCUCAGUGACUCCAUCGAUGUAAAACCCAGUGUCAGUGCAGCAGUGGACGAUGCCUCAGUGGCACUAGCAGAGGAGAAGUCUGACAUUGAGGUUUCUAAACCAGAGAUAAACCCCUCAAUUCAAACGCCAGAUAAAACGGAUGAAUCCCAAGUUCUCCAUCCCGCCACCUCCCCUCAAUUAGAUCAUCACCCUGACCCACCAGCUGUACCUGAAAGUAGUACUACUUCCUCUGAAGUAUCCCAACCUGCUCCAGACACCAUUACAGAACUCGAGCCCUCUGGAGGUCAAUUAACCAUCACAGAAACUAAAACGGAGGAUUUCCCGGAAGACAUCUCGACAUCGUCAGGUGGCAAGCCUCCCUCGCCUUCCUCGCCGUCUCUCUCAGACAUCUAUGCAGAGCCCCCCAAUGGCACUGAGCAGAACGGAAACACGGUGCAUGGCUCCAGCCAGAAGGAGUCGGUGUUCAUGAGACUCAACAACCGCAUCAAGGCCCUGGAGAUGAACAUGUCGCUCAGCGGACGCUACCUGGAGCAGCUAAGCCAGAGGUAUCGAAAGCAGAUGGAGGAGAUGCAGAAGGCUUUCAACAAAACCAUCAUUAAACUCCAGAACACUUCUAGAAUAGCAGAGGAACAGGACCAGCGUCAGACUGAGUCCAUUCAGCUGCUGCAGGGCCAGCUGGAGAAUGUGACUCAGCUGGUUCUCAACCUGUCUGUCAGAGUCAGCCAGCUGCAGGAGGAGGUGUCAGACAGGCAGACCUACCUGCUGCUCUCUCUGGCGUUGUGUCUGUGUCUCGGCCUGCUGCUGUGUGCAAACCACCGCCGCAUCUCCACCGUUCCUCCAACCACCGAACCAGAGCCGCCCAUACCGAAGAGCUACACCUACUGCUGUCCUGAAAGGCAGUUCUCUUCCUGUGAUGAGACUGGCUUGAAGAGGAGUGCUUCCUAUCCACUCAUACACUCACUUGCCACCACUGAAGACCCAGAAAUGCUUCAUUCAGAGGAGACACAGAGUCUUUGUCCAGCUAACAGAAAGAGGAGACGCCGUAAGAUGAAACCCCUGGAGAAAGUGGAGACUCUGAAAGCCUCUUUUCACGCUGCUCCAGAACUGUGUAAUGGAGCCGUUUUAUGUAAUGGUGUACCUGUCACCACAAACCCCACACCGCUUGCAAAAAGGUUGCUCCAACCUAUGUUUAGAGACUCACCGUCAGAGGGCAGCUCAGAGGGGUCUUCACAUUCAGACGACCCUUCCUUCUGUGGCAUCACCACAGCAUGCAACCGAAUCUGUGAUGGGCUCCCAGCUCCGAGGACCCGGGCAGAGAAACGGGCAUUUAGACGCAGGCGUCCAAAGCCCAGCUGCGCGGUGGUGGACUUGCUUCAGGUCCCGCGGAGGGUCAGGAGCGAACCAUUGCACAUCUCUACCAUACAGGACAUCAUGAACAGGAAAACGGAGCAAAGCUCUGGGACUUUUGGGGUUAAUGUUGCCCUCUCAAGUCCUGUUUGAAAAGGACUACUUCUCACUGAUUGCUUAACUCUUUACAAAAGAGGAUGGAUGUUUUUUCUGUAGCCACAGGCAGCUUUAAGCUUCAAUAUGAGACAAUUCCUUCAUUCUUACUUUUGGUUUUGGUUUGUGUUCUCGUCAGAUGUUUAUAUUUGUUAUACUUCCAAUCAAAGAAAUGUCAUCCCAGCUUUUCAUUAAAGAAUAUAUGUUUUGUUCGGAAAUAUUUACUGACACUAUUGACCCUACGGAUGAACAAAAUGAUUCAAUCAAGUUUUAUUAUCGACAUGCUGUACACUGACUCUAUGAAAAACAUAUCUAUUGUGAAGAAAUUCUUGUUUUCCCCUCAAAUCUUCCCUUAAUUUUCGAUCGAUACCUUUUAUUUCAUAAAAAUUCUGUUCUGACCAUUAAGUUAACCUGCUUUUAGGACAUUGCCUCACAUUUUUAAGAACAAGCUCAGGAUGUUCUCUUUUAUUCAAUUCACCUUCAAAGUUAAAGCAGAGAAACUUUCGC